This is a messenger RNA of Lactuca sativa (garden lettuce), 660 nucleotides long. RefSeq lists its product as uncharacterized. NCBI's taxonomy places the organism in Eukaryota, Viridiplantae, Streptophyta, Magnoliopsida, Asterales, Asteraceae. The record is from RefSeq and is a predicted model, not a curated record.
AUGGGUGAUACAAUCCACGAGAUGACGACUAAGUUUGCAAAGCUGGAGAAGUUCGAAGGUGUUGAAUUCAGGCGGUGGAAGAAGAAGAUGCACUUCAUGCUGAAUACUUUGAAGGAAACAUAUGUGCUAACUACUUCUAGACCAGCGGAGCCUGAGGAAGGUGUUGUUGAGACGAUUGAAGAGAUAAGAAGGAGACAGAAAUGGGACAAUGAUGACUAUAUCUGCAAAGCUCACAUUCUGAACGAUAUGCCUGAUGCUUUAUUUGAGAUCCAUAGUGAAGCCUUGUGUGCCAAGGAAUUGUGGGACACCCUUGAACUGAAAUAUAUCACCGAGGAUGCUUCUAGAAAGAAGUUUCUGGUAAGUGAUUUUAACAAUUAUAAGACGGAUGAUUCAAGGUCUGUUACUGAACAAUACAAUGAACUCCUUGGCAUAUACGGUCGGUUUAAACUGCAUCGUAUGAAUAUGGAUGAAUCCAUUGCUGUAUCAACCAUCAUUGACAAACUGCCUCCAUCCUGGAAAGACUUCAAGCACAACUUGAAACAUCAAAAGGAAGAACUGUCUUUGGUUCAACUUGCUAGUCACAUUCGUAUUGAAGAAUCUCUUCGUGCGAAGGAAAGUGACAAAUCUGAAAAACUUAAAGGAAAAGUUGAACCUGGAUAA